This is a messenger RNA of Rhizoctonia solani, 1212 nucleotides long. RefSeq lists its product as uncharacterized. The transcript is spliced from 5 exons. Lineage: Eukaryota; Fungi; Basidiomycota; Agaricomycetes; Cantharellales; Ceratobasidiaceae. The record is from RefSeq and is a predicted model, not a curated record. Bases 1 to 1212 code for a protein of 403 amino acids.
AUGUCCGCUAUAUACACCGUAUUCGCCUCCCCUACGCAUACUCCGAUUCCGCAUCACCUCCCUACUUUGAUUGUUACCCCACAUGGCCAGCCCCAGAACGUCCUCUACUCGUACCUACAUACCAACUUUAAUGCAGAAAACUACCUCCUGACACCCUCUCCCCAAGGCGAUUUGUGUGUAGCCAAGCUCUUCCCACCCCUUACACGCAACGCCCAAGGCAAACCCCCUCCUUCCGAUAAUGCUUCCAAGGUCGUCCGCUGCGAGGCUUCGCGCUCACUCAAGUGGACGAUUACAAACACUGGCGUCUUGUCUCCCAUUUACAAACUCUCUUUGCCGUCUCCUGACUCACCGGACCUUCCGCUCUUCCAAAUCUCGAAGCCGAACCCUAAUGCAACUUUCUGGAGUAUGUUUUAUUUUGCAUACGCUGGCCAUCUCAUUCCUCCAAAGCGUAUCGAAUUCGGCAAGAUUCAAAAGAAUUCAGCUGCGGGGUCUGGCGGCGCUAAUUCUGGGGGCACUCGCAUCACCAUAACCGGCAAAACACCCGAGGAAAAGGCAGUGUGGCAGACCUUGGGAGAAGGAAAUGAAGACUGUGUCGAAUGGGUCGUCCUCUGCGCAGCACUCAACCUACUCGACGACGAAAUCAUCAAGGCUGCUGAAAAGUCUGGAACCCCGAUGCAAACAGGGCCCCCACCGGGUCACGUUCCGCCUCCAAACGCUGGUCCAGCCCCUCCUCGUCCCGGUCCUCAACAACGUCCUCCUGGCCCUCCUGGCCCUCCUGGUCCACCAGGACCUGGGGGAGUACCUCCACGUCCAGGCAUGCCCCCUCAGGCUGGAAGUAUGCCUCAAAUGCGCGGUCCCGGGGGCCCACCAGGACCACCAGGACCGGGUCGUCCUCCGUUCGAUCCGCGCGAUCCAAGGGCACAACAAUUCCCUCCAGGCCCAGGAGGGCCGGGUGGACCACCUUUUGAUCCGCGCGACCCAAGGGCUCAGCAGUAUCCUCCUGGUCAUCCGGGGCCAGGCUUCGAUCCUCGAGGCCCACCGCCCGCCGGAUACGAUCCAAGGGCAAUGGGUGGCGUCGGCUCUCCCGGCCCUGGGAGCCCUGGUGGACCAACGUACGACCCAAGGGAUCCCAGGUCCGGUUACGCCAACCGACCCCCGCCGGGUCCAGGUGGUCCGGGACAGGGCCCGCCUCCACAACAGCGACGCGUGUAA